Molecule: messenger RNA, 1426 nt
Organism: Austrofundulus limnaeus
Lineage: Eukaryota; Metazoa; Chordata; Actinopteri; Cyprinodontiformes; Rivulidae
Gene: cfap206
Product: cilia and flagella associated protein 206
Biological process (GO): regulation of cilium beat frequency; regulation of flagellated sperm motility; sperm axoneme assembly
Cellular component (GO): ciliary basal body; axoneme
Source: RefSeq, a predicted model, not a curated record
CUGAUCUCCAGAGCGUCUUCCCUCUGAAGGAUCUGGGAGAGUUCUUGGUUUUGUUGAAGAAAGAUAAGGAACAUCGACUUAAAGAGCUCACCAUGAUUGUAACGGGGAUCAGACUCUUCACUGAAGCCAGCAAGAGAACAGAGGAGGACUUCAACAUCCAGGAGUUAAUGCCCUCUUCUCUGAAAGAAGCCCUUCCAGUCACAGCAGCACACGUCCACACCGAGCUGAGUGGGACGCAGAGUUUAGUGUGGAAAUACACGGCUGUGCUGGAGACGUUCACAAACCCCAACGUCCAGUCCAGACAGUGUGAUGUGCCCGUCGUCCUGCUCAAACAGGCUCUCUACAACGUCAGGCAGCAUGAACGUUUCCUCAGAGUCCUGCAGACAGAUGUGUGUUUAUGCACUAAGUAUGUAGACAAGCUGCAGACAGAGAUGUCCUCUCAGCUGAUGCUGCUCAGAAACACUGUGCAGUCAAAGRCAGCUGUAUCAACUGCUACAGUCUUUCCAUUAUUUAAAGCCGUGUCGAAAAUAUGGACCGAGCUCCAGGACGAGGCUGCACUCCUGAACCUCCUGUCCGACAUCACGCUCAGUCUGAAGCCCUUCAUCAGUUCUCAGUCACAGAUGUUCUCUGAGACAUAUCUGAGCGACUUGCUGGAGGCAUCAGAGGUAAAGACAGAUGAACAGAGGAUGGCAGAAACCUCAGGCUGAUCUUCGGACCAAAGCGACCCACUCGGUGCAGACUGACCUGAGCCUCAUGAGGAGGGAAAACGUCACCCAGACGUGGCUUCCUAAAGACGCUGCGUGUCAAAGCAGGACGGAUGUUGGGAGCAGCGUGGCCAAACCUCGGGCCUAUCUGUCCGGUCUGAGGGGACAGAAAAAUGCACGUGUGGUCCAAACGAACCUGACAAGACCUGAGAAUGAGUAAACAAAACAUGAACUUUAAAGGAACUGAGGUCAUUUGUAGCAGGGGAUCAAAUUUCAUUGUUUUUAAAUUGCAAGCUGUUUUAUUGAGAGCUGAAGCUCGAGGUUUGAAGUUAUCUUCAAAAAAAGAACAUGUAGACCCUUAGUUUUUUUUUUUUUUUUUUUACCAAAUAUCCAUUAGAAGUUGCAGACAUUAGUUUUAAAACAGCCUAAGAUAAAAAUAUACUCUUUUAUGAUCUCAAACUUUGGAGCUUUAGAAAAUGUGUUUAACAACCUUUGAGAGUUUUUGUUUAAAUUUGAUACUUUGUGCUGUUGAACAUGCAGCACAAUUUUAUUGAUGGUGAGUUUAAUCUUGUCCUGUUUUUAAGGUUUAUAAAGUUUGUAUUUGUACUUGAAAAAACUUCUUUGGUGGACAUUACAAAAAACGAGUCUACUUCCUGAAAAGUGUUCUUUGCUCAGCUGGAUGUAAUCGAUGUAUUUUAUUUAUCAUAAAGUUUUCUGGUUUC